AUGAGUAACAGUAGUAAUCAUAAACGAAAAAAUACAAACUAUAACAAUGGAAAAACAACUGAUAUAGAAGAGAGCAGAAAGAAAGCAAAGUCUCUUCAUUCUGAAAAAUUACGUUUUAAAAUCAACGACAAUAACAAUAAAAAUAAUACACACAGUCAUAGAAGAAGUAGUACCUCUGAUAUCAGUAAUAGUUGCAGUAGCAGUGGUAGUAGUCGUGGAGGUAGCAGCAGUAGUAGUAGACGUCAUAGUAGUAGCGGUAAUAGUAGCAGCAGGAAAAAAGAUGAUGAAGAGUCAGUUGAAAAUUAUAAAACAACAACAACAACAACAACAACAACAAAUUAUUCGCAGUUUGAUUUGAAAAGAGAUAUUAGAAAUAGUUUUUAUGACUAUAGAUCAGGCAGUGGCAGUGGUUUUGGUGUUAAUCUCAACAAAGAAGAUAUAUUCUAUGGAUUUGAAGAUGAAAAAUCAGUGAAACAGAAUAUUCGUCAGUUGGCAUCAUCGAAUCCAUCAGAGAUGACACCAUUUCUUAGAACUAAUCAUCGUAAUAACUAUGUUUGUAAACCGACAACAACAACAACAACAACGACAACAUCAUCAACAUCCCCAUCAACAACAACAACAUCAUCAUCAUCAAGAUCUACCAAUAGAAAUAAUAAUAGCAAUAGUAUAAGUAGUAAUAACAACGAUGCCAAUGUCAAUGACGAUACCAACAACACUCUCUUUGACUUUCCAAGUUGUUUUCCACAGUGCAGUAACAACCUUUACAUCGACGGUGCACUCUCUUCCUUCCAACCACUCAUUAAGUUCAAGAAUGAAAUACGAUUGAAACUACUCACUAGACCAUAUCCACUAUCUAUAAACAAUUACAUUUCACCACUUUGGUUUGAAGAACAUUUCAAUAAUAAUAUUAAUAAUAAUAGUAAUAAUAAUAAUAAUAAUAUAAAUGAUAAUAUAACAACAACAACAACAACAACAACAACAACAACAAAUAAUAAUAUAAAUGAUAAAAUAAUAUAUAAAAAUAAGAUAUUAGAACAAGAAGGAGUACCAGCGGGUUUGUUACAAUCGAUAUUGAAGGAAGAGGAAAAGAGUAGAUCUAUUAGUUUACAACAGGAUAGGACAUCAUUUAACUAUGGCAAUACAAUGUUGAAUAUUAAAGAUAAACUGUUGGUGUUUGCAUCUGGUAGCAAUAUGAAUGUACUCACACUACACUCUUUGAUAUCUAAAGACAAUGGUGUUUUCCCAUUGAAAUAUCAAUACGAUCAACAUGCAUUACAUUAUUAUAAUCAACCACAAACUAUUUUGAAUAUAGAUUAUUAUAAAUACUCAAAAUAUAUUUAUUUAAUUUAUUUUAGAACUUUAUAUUCUGUAUAUUUCUUUUAUCUUCGUUAUAAUAAUGACAAUAAUAAUAAUAAUAAUAAUAGUUUUCAAAGUAAAGAUGAAGCUAUAAAGAAUUCAUCUUUAGAAUUUAUCAAUAAGACAACUUUUAAAGAUAUAGUAUCUGAUGUCUGUAUAUCUAGUAGAUCUCUUGAGAUUGCUUAUGUAUUACUUUCAGAUGGUAGUUUAUUAUCAUUAAACUAUCAAGCUAAACAUGAUUAUAAUAAAUAUUUAAAGUUAUUAUUAAAAUCAGGAGGUGACCAUGAAUCAUUGAGAAUUGGAGAAUGGAAGAAACUUAGACUGUCAAGAGAUACUGGAAUUCACUGCUAUAUUGCUUGUCCUACAGAGUUGAUAGCGGUCGAAGUCUAUGGUGGAACAACGGAAACCGUUCAGUGUAGAUUGUUAAUGAAUCAUCUUUCCUACGGUUUGUUGACUGGUUUCUUGAUGUUGGAUCACUUCCAGAUGGUCGUUACAACGUCAUAUCGUUCACCACCAGCUGCUCGACAACAUCAAUCUCUUGGUAAUUCAUUCGAAUAUCACUGGUUUCGUUACGUUUUUGCAGUUUGGUCACAAGCCGUUUCCUCAGCAACUGCAGUUGCCGCACCUCGACUUUAG
Messenger RNA from Heterostelium album PN500, 1992 nucleotides. RefSeq lists its product as uncharacterized. The coding region runs from base 1 to 1992 and encodes 663 amino acids. Lineage: Eukaryota; Evosea; Eumycetozoa; Acytosteliales; Acytosteliaceae. The transcript is spliced from 4 exons. The record is from RefSeq and is a predicted model, not a curated record.